Molecule: messenger RNA, 692 nt
Organism: Salvia miltiorrhiza (redroot sage)
Lineage: Eukaryota; Viridiplantae; Streptophyta; Magnoliopsida; Lamiales; Lamiaceae
Product: EPIDERMAL PATTERNING FACTOR-like protein 1
Exons: 2
Coding region: 247-555 (102 amino acids)
Biological process (GO): guard cell differentiation; stomatal complex development
Source: RefSeq, a predicted model, not a curated record
CUAAAAUACCAAUAUUAAUUGAUGUAGUUUUAGAAAAUUGAUGAAUCGAAAUUUGGGGUUGGAUCCGAAGGUGGAAAUUGCAAAAUUAAUUGGUGAAUCGUAUUUGUAUUUGGAAAGUCUCCAUCCCACUAUGCCUAUUUAUUAUAGUAGUAGGUAGAGUGGCAUUUUCAGUUUUCCUGUUUGGCGACUCAACAUUUUCCCAGCUUUAAUUGCUCAAAUACUCUCGUAUUUGAAAACAAUGCAAACAUGUUCAUCACCGCUCCAUUAAUUUCUGCGAAUUCCAUCGCCUUUAUUAUCGCCCUCUUCUUCCUCCUCCAUUCUUCUCAUUCUUCUCUCUCUUCCACGGGUUUAUUGGCGGAGGAGAAGGCGAGAUUGGGAUCGACGCCGCCGAGCUGCCAAAACAGAUGCAAUCUGUGCCACCCGUGCAUGGCGGUGCAGGUGCCGACGACGCCGAGCCCGAGCCGCGGCCGACUCGAAUCGGAUCAAAACAGGUACUCCAAUUACAAGCCACUCGGAUGGAAGUGCAGAUGCCAAGGCCAUUUCUAUAACCCUUAAUUUAACUAAAAUAUAUUCAUUUUUAAUUCCCAACCAAGGCUCCGGAUUAUAUAUGUCGCGUAAUUACUGAAUAAUGUAUAUUUUGUGUUGCAUAUGUUUUAAUCUUAAUUAUAGAUAAGUGAACUGAGAUUUCGAUA